Messenger RNA from Lotus japonicus, 817 nucleotides. RefSeq lists its product as uncharacterized. Lineage: Eukaryota; Viridiplantae; Streptophyta; Magnoliopsida; Fabales; Fabaceae. The record is from RefSeq and is a predicted model, not a curated record. Bases 141 to 671 code for a protein of 176 amino acids. The transcript has a single exon.
AUCGUGGUCAAACUGACACGUUAGCGUAAACAUUGCAGUUUCCUCCGCGUUCCCCUAUUUCGAUUUCGAUUUUGAUUUUUCUUCUCCGAUUCAGAAACAGAAACUAGGUUUUGCAGUUCCAAUUGCGUGAAAAUUUCACCAUGAUCACGAUGAUGAUGGUCGCUGACACCGUCGUAGUAACCGCCUCCAAAAGCCUCAGCGUCCUCCGUGCCUCCAAUUCCCCCCUCGCCGAUUCCUGCGCCGACCAGAUCCGCGCCAUGAUUCAGACUUACGACGCCGUGGCUCCGCCGCCUGUCAAACCCAACAGGUGUAGAGUAUCUCGCCGGACGCUUCUCCGGCGGAAACAACGAACCAAACGGAGGCUAUCGGGCGACGACGACAAAGGGAACGACGGGUUUUUAUUCGGUGACGGUGGUGGAGAUGGUCCUUUCAGCGGCGGAGGCGGCGGUGGAAGAGGGUGGAAUUACAACAGAUUUGGAGGUGGGAAUAACUGGGAAGAACCGUCGUUGCCGGACCCUGCUUUUGAUUUCGUGUAUCAGGUGCUGUCGUGGAUUAUGCUAUCGAAUUGCUUGCAUUUCGCGUUCAAGAGGAUUGUUCAGAUUGUUACGGAUGGGUCGAUUGUGGAUUCUGAUAGGGAAAAAGUUCCCGCCAGAUUGGCUCCGGUUUGCUGAAUCGGUGAAGUUCUGAGCUGAUCAACAAAUCAAUUCUUUGUUGGGUCGUGAUUGGCUAUUGCUUCCUUGUUCAAUUGGGUAAUUACUGUAAAUAUUGUACAGAAUAUAUCAUUUAAUAUCUAAUAAUUACAUGGUGAUUAAUUUAA